AGCAGUGUGGCUAUGAAUGACCUGGGCAUCAAGGGGACUUGCCAGGCUCACCCCAGACUGGGGGGGCAUGACAUUUCUCAGAAACAUCCCUCUCCUCCCACAGCUGGACCGAGGCUGCAGCAGCAUCAGCAGCAGAAGGAGCUGAGGCAGCUCCCUGGGCACCCUGGCACUCCCCACGUUUUGGGCACACGCUGCAGGUGCUUCCCCUGCUUCUCCAAGCCGGUUCCGGCCAGGGUGGGAAUGGCUAGAGCAGUGGCAAGGGCAGCUGGACUCUAGCAGGAGCUCGUCUUGGAUGCGGUCAAGGCACAGGAAGCAGCAGCAAUGCGAGCCACGGUGCUCCCAUUCAGAUGGGGAGAUAAUCCGGCGGCCAGCAGUUGCCAAGCCACGUGAAGUGGAUCCCUGCUGCGUUGUGGCUCCUAGAGAAGCCUCGAUCCUGUGCCUGGAGGGUCGGAAAAGGCUCAGCCCCAGGGAGGUUGUGAAAGAUGACUGACCAUCCUCAGACGCCUACAGAUCCUUCUAUGGCAAACCCUUCUCCCCAUCACUGGGGAGAAACAUCCCGUCCUUCCCAAAAGUUAAGCCACUGCUCAGCUGCUAAGUCUGGAAAGGAUGUUGCCUGGGAAGAUGCGUAUGGAAAUGAACUGAUCUUUGCCUUAGAUGAUGAGGAAGCUCCAGCUCCAGACUCACCCAACAGCUUUUUCUUUGAUGAAGAUGUCAGCAAAGAGCCUACCUUCCGUGUGUCAUCCCGUCCUCUAUUUCCUCUUGAAUCAGAUUUCCCCAUUUCCCACUCCCCAUCUCCAACUCACCCAGCAUCUCAGAAACCAACUGGUUUGGAAAACCCACACAGCCCCAAACCCUUAAUCAACUUGGUGAAAUCCUUCUCAACUGAAAUUGAGCCCCGGGAAGGCCCGUCUCUCAAACCCCAGCCUUUAUUGAGCUUGGUCAAAUCCAUUUCCACUGAAAUUUCCUGCUUGGAGCCUGAGGUGACACUGUCCAAAUCAGACUCCAAGCUCAACAUCCAUCUAUGGCGACAAAUCACCCAGCCCAAGAACAAAAAUGGCAAUUCAAGGACUGCUCCAUCAUCUCCCAACCAUUCUCCUUUGGAGAGCAAGGGCAACUUCCUUAAGGCUCAGGAAGCCAAGUUUGAGGGCACCAAAAGGAGGUUUUCGGAAGCCAUGCAGGAGCCACUCAGCAGGCUCAGCAAAAUAAUUGGGGAUGAGAAUAACACAUCCCCCAAGCUCCGAUUACCCCUUUCCAGGCACCAACAAGGUCACGAUUCCCUUUCUCACCACUUCAAGGGCUCCCCCAUCUUGGAGAAUAGUAUGGAACAUCCCAUCCAUGAGACAGAUCAGACUGAGGCCAUUUUAUCCAGGAGAGUGGAAAUGGACGAAUCUUUCCCCACAGAGCAGAAGUGGGAUUCCUUCUCUUCACACUGCCAGUAUGAAGUUGGCCCCUGUGGUGACAUCAUCCAAGUGGUUGAGACAGCUGAGAAGAAAAGCAAGGGCUCUGGGGAAAUGCAGUCCCUCUUAUCUCUUGGGGCAGUCCAGCCCCCCAAGUGUUGCAGCCCAGUGCCAUGUAAAGUUCUCACCUGGAUUGCCAUCUUGGCCUACAACUACCUGGUCCUCCCUUUGCCUCCUUACAUCUCAGGCCUCUGUCUUGGCUUAGCCUGUGGGUUCCUUCUUGGUCUCCUGGUUAUUUUGCUGCUGGUGCCAAAGCAUGCCUUAUCCCCACAGAAAAGGCCCCCUCCCGAGGGCGUGCUGCCCUUGCAAGUGAUACUUCAGCAGCCAUGGGAGCCCCAUGUGCUCAAGGGUUGGAUGAACGAAAUGCAUCCCUAUGACCCUGAGAUUUAUCAUCCUUCUCUUACCCAUUCCGUAUUUGUGACCUUAGAAAGCUCUACCUUGACAUUGUCUUAUCCCCAAACCAGCAUCCCUCGGCGAGCCACCUUUGAGGAAGAGAACUUUGAGGUGGCUUUUGUGAACCACCGACUUUAUGAUAUGAGUGGAGCCAAGGCCUUCCUCUUCCCACCUGGGUUGGCUCGCAAAAGGAUGUGGAACAAAAAAUAUCCCAUAUGCAUUCUUUUCCCAGACCAGGUGGAUCUGAAGACUAAAGGACCAGCAGCAAAGGACCAAGAUGUGGAGUCUCCAGGAGAGGAGAACCCAAAGAAGGAAGUAUCAGGGCAGCACCCAGCUGAGGACUCAGAAAGGACACUUUAUCUUUUUGGCAGAACAGGAAGGGAUAAGGAAGAGUGGUACCAAUACCUCGUGAGGGCCUCCCAGGCUGAACACCAUGAGCUACACCACACCAGCCAAGGUGAACUCCUCUCAGGUGUAAACCAGCCCAUCCCCGCAGGAAAGGAGAUCUACAAUAACAGCAGCAGUGGGAAUAGCACCGAAGACCUCCUCUCUGCAAUCAAGCCCAAGGACCUGAGCAUCACUAUCCAAGAAAAAUUGUUAUCGGAUUACAAGGUGUACAUGUCCCGAAUCAUUCCGGCAGUCAGUGACUCCAACCUGAAGUCAUGUCCUAGUGCAACAGCCAGCCCUGGAUCCAAAAAGUUCCUUGGUGGUGAGAUUCUGACCCCCACCCCUCCUACAGCUUGGGUCAACGCCAUGCUUGGCCGAAUGUUUUGGGACUUCCUAAGGGAAAAAUAUUGGGCAGACCAAGUUUCAGACAAGAUUCAGAAGAAACUGGGCAGAAUCAAGUUGCCAUAUUUCAUGAAUGAGCUCACUCUAACUGAUCUGGAAAUGGGGACUUCCAUCCCACACAUACUCAGUGCUUCUAGCCCCACCGUGGAUAACCGAGGGCUUUGGGUGGAUAUGGAAAUGACCUACCACGGAUCCCUGAAGAUGACCCUGGAGACAAAGAUGAACUUGUGCAAACUAGGUAAAGAAGACCUGGAAGAGGAAAACAGGAAGGCAAACAAGGACAGAAAAGG
Messenger RNA from Python bivittatus (Burmese python), 2929 nucleotides. The record is from RefSeq and is a predicted model, not a curated record. Lineage: Eukaryota; Metazoa; Chordata; Lepidosauria; Squamata; Pythonidae.